UCUGCCACAAUAACCGCUCGAACCGAGUCGUUUAUUUCUAAAAAGAAAAAAAAAGAGGGGGGUUAGAAGUCGCUUUUGUGUAUGCAGCUGAAGCUCUUAUUUUAAAUGUCUAGGAUUUAUUUGUAAUCCAGCAUCCCUCUCCUGUUUAUCUACAUUUGCACUACACCCUCCACCCCUAAGACUAUACAGAAGUGGAAUGAAUUGUAUUCACCCACUGAACAAAUCACAGUCAUGAGAUGGGAGCUGCUUUGCAUGUGGAGCAGGCAGCCUGCCUGAGUACGUCUGCUUUUGUCACUCCAAUUCUCUCACUUCUACAAAAUCUGUGAGGCCACAGAAGGGAAAUAUAUAUCUGUCUAUAUUUUUCACUCUUUUCUCUGCAGAAUGGCUCCUGCAUCUGUUUCUAUUUCUCUCUAUACCCCAGAGAGCUCCUGAUUUCUUAUGUCUGGGAUUCCACUCCACAGCUUUGCUAAAGACCAGUUGAUAGCAUCAAUGAGGACUGCAUGUAAGCAUCUAGUCUCCAGCAGGUGAAUGGGACUGGGAGCAGCAGAGAUCGCUGGAACACAGCUAAAUAGAAAAGCUGUAUGUUGUUAGUGGUAAUAUCAUCGUAACCUUUGAUUUCAUCUGCACAGGCUUGGGGAGAGUCUGCUAACAUGUGCAGUGCAGAGGCAUCCAGCUGUGACUAUCUUGGGCUAUUACUGGAAUCUUAAAACAGCAGAGGAAGUCCCAGGGAAUUCCAUAUUAACUUAACUUUGGGGGAUUUUGGUCCUAACAAUGACACAUUACUGGCUCUAUUUGUGGCGUAUGGUUUUACAAUACUGGGCAGUAUGGUUCUGCUACGUUUUCUGGCUUCAGAGCUGUCAAGGAAUGCCACAUGUUAUUCGCAUAGGGGGCAUCUUUGAGAAUCUGGAAGGACCCACUGAGCAGCUUGCAAGUGCAGAAGAGCAAGCCUUCAAGUUUUCAGCAAGCGUUAUCAACAGAAACCGAACAUUGUUGCCAAAUACAACAUUAACCUAUGAUAUUCAGAGAAUUAAUUUGUACGACAGUUUCGAAGCAAAUCGGAAAGCCUGUGACCAGCUCGCUCUUGGAGUAGUUGCCAUUUUUGGCCCAUCUCAUAGUUCCUCAUCAAACGCAGUUCAGUCUAUCUGCAACGCACUGGAAGUACCACACAUCCAGGUCCGAUGGAAGCACCACCCACUAGAUAACAGAGAUUCAUUCUAUGUUAACCUGUACCCAGACUAUGCUUCUCUCAGCCACGCUAUACUGGACUUGGUUCAGUUCCUCAAAUGGAGGUCAGCUACAGUUGUGUACGAUGACAGCACAGGCCUUAUUCGUCUACAAGAGCUCAUCAUGGCACCUGCCAGGUACAACAUCCGCCUGAAAAUUCGUCAACUUCCUCCAGAGUCCGAGGAUGCUCGCCCUCUUCUUAAAGAGAUGAAGCGAGGCAGGGAAUUUAGAAUCAUUUUUGACUGCAGUCAUACUAUGGCCGCUCAAAUACUCAGGCAGGCUAUGGCAAUGGGUAUGAUGACAGAAUACUACCACUAUAUAUUUACAACCCUGGACCUUUAUGCUUUGGAUAUGGAGCCAUACCGCUAUUCCGGAGUAAAUCUGACUGGUUUCCGUAUUCUAAAUGUGGAAAAUCCUUAUGUCAACAACAUUGUUGAGAAGUGGUCAAUGGAACGAAACCAAGCAAAACCGGGGUCUGGAAUUCUGGAUGGAAUAAUGACGACAGAUGCUGCUCUGACAUAUGACGCAGUUCAUAUUGUGUCUGUUUGCUACCAGAGGGCCCCACAGAUGACAGUCAACUCUUUACAAUGUCACAGACACAAAGCCUGGAGGUUUGGUAGCCGUUUCAUGAACUUCAUUAAAGAGGCCCAGUGGGAAGGGCUGACCGGACGAAUCGUUUUCAAUAAAACCAGUGGUCUUAGAACAGAAUUUGAUCUGGAUAUUAUCAGCUUGAAGGAAGAUGGCCUGGAAAAGGUUGGAACAUGGAACCCUUCUGAUGGACUGAAUAUCACAGACGUUGCCAAAGGGAGGGGACCAAACAUCAGUGAGUCAUUGACUAACCGCACACUCAUGGUCACUACAGUGUUGGAGGAGCCUUAUGUGAUGUUCAAGAGGUCAGACACUCCUUUAUUUGGAAAAGACAGGUUUGAGGGCUUUUGUAUCGAUCUUCUGAAGAAGAUAGCUGAAAUACUCGGAUUCGACUAUGACAUACGACUAGUAGAUGAUGGAAAAUAUGGAUCCCAAGAUGAGAAGGGCCAAUGGAAUGGCUUAGUCAAGGAGCUCAUUGACCAUAAAGCUGACCUUGCUGUGGCUCCCCUCACCAUAACCCACAUCCGAGAGAAAGUAAUAGAUUUCUCCAAGCCAUUCAUGACCCUGGGGAUAAGUAUCCUGUACCGGAAAGCCAAUGGAACAGCCCCAAGUGUCUUCUCUUUCCUGAACCCAUUGUCACCUGACAUUUGGAUGUACAUCCUCCUUGCCUACCUAGGUGUGAGCUGUGUACUCUUUGUCAUUGCCAGGUUUAGUCCAUAUGAAUGGUACGAUGCUCACCCAUGUAAUCCAGGAACUGAUGUGGUAGAAAACAAUUUCACUCUUCUCAACAGCUUUUGGUUUGCCAUUGGAGCAUUAAUGCAGCAAGGGUCCGAGUUGAUGCCAAAAGCUCUGUCCACAAGGAUUAUUGGUGGUAUCUGGUGGUUUUUUACUCUAAUCAUUAUAUCAUCCUAUACGGCCAACCUUGCUGCCUUUCUUACAGUGGAGAGAAUGGAAUCUGCCAUUGAUUCAGCAGAUGACUUGGCAAAACAAACAAAGAUAGAGUAUGGAGCUGUCACGGAUGGAGCCACCAUGAAUUUCUUUAAGAAAUCUCACAUCUCGACCUUUGAGAAGAUGUGGGCGUUCAUGAGCAGCAGGCCGUCUGCGCUUGUUAAAAGUAACGAGGAAGGCAUCCAGCGAGUCCUUUCAGCCGACUAUGCACUGCUAAUGGAAUCAACAGCUAUUGAAUAUAUAACUCAAAGGAACUGCAACCUUACUCAAAUUGGAGGGCUCCUAGAUUCCAAAGGCUAUGGAAUUGGAACACCCAUGGGUUCUCCAUAUCGAGACAGGAUCAGUAUUGCUAUCCUUCAACUCCAGGAAGCUGACGAGAUUCACAAAAUGAAAGAAAGAUGGUGGAGAGUCGGGGGAUGCCCAGAAGAGAAAAAUAAAGAGGCCAGUGCUCUUGGAAUUCAAAACAUGGGGGGCAUUUUUAUUGUGUUAGCAGGUGGACUUAUCCUCUCAGUGGUGGUAGCCAUGGCAGAGUUUGUGUACAAGCUUAGAAAAACAGCUGAAAGAGAACAGCGAUCUUUCUGCAGUACUAUGGCUGAUGAGAUCCGAUUGUCCCUUACUUGCCAGCGACGAGUCAAACACAAACCACAGCCGCCCGUCAUGGUAAAGAGUGAUGCGGUUAUUAAUAUGCACACUUUCAAUGAUAGGAGAUUGCCAGGAAAGGACAACAUGACCUGCAACACUGGACUGACACCUGUGUUCCCAUAGAAUUACUACUAUCCCAGAGACCAACUCCACGACACAUCCUCAGACUAAUGCCCUCUCCAGCAAUGUUGACUCUUACAGAGACAUUGGGCAUCCAGCCAACGAACACUCUCCAGCCAGAAGUGUCCUGUUUACAAAUAAAGAGGCAAACAAUUGCCAAGUUGUUUCAUCCUCAGUCGAUAUUGAGAAGUCCCAAACUUGUGACUUUUUAUGAGCAUGGCAAUAAAAAUAAAAAGAACUCCUUUCUUUCUCUUUUUGUCUGUGCUGGUGUAGAACCAUUGACUUAAUGGAUGACCAAGUCCUAUCUUGUGGUACCUUUUGAACACACACUUGGUCGGCCAGUCUAAUCUGUGGGAACUCAUACCUCAGUGCUGUGCCUAUAAGAAGUUUGCAAAAGGUGCAGCCUUUAAGAUAUGUCUGAAUCAGACAGCUACUGGGCCUUUUAAUAAGGCUGUGUCAUGAAGAGUAAGACUUCUGAACUAAUGCAAAUCUAGAAGCAAACACUAAGCUGAAAAAAGGGAAAAAAUAUUCAGUCACCAGGUUUAAUGAACUGUUUUCCCUAUCACAAAUCAACAAGACUUUCAGCACGAACCUACAACUUGCAAGGAAAUCCAUAACACACAGUAAUGCCAUAAUAUACAUAAUUUUGUUAUAAUGUUUCUUUAUUAAAGUUAAAUGUGUCCUUAUCAUUCAGCUUCAUUUUAUAUGAUACCCAGUGUUAACUAUGUUUUAUCCACCAAUCCUGGCAGGUAACCAAAGAAAGAGGAUUGCUUAGUAGAGUCAGUGGCUUAUUAGUACUGGGGAAUUCAUUGUUACUACUAACUACCAUUCAUAAACCCAAAGCUAUAGUAAUAAUUUCAUUUAUUAUAUUAAAGUUAGUCAUUUUCUUGGAUGUAAGAGCAGAGUAAGAGAAGAACCCUUCUUCCCCCAUACUGAUUAGGAUGUUGGAAAACAUUUAGCACAAAUAUUUCUACCUUUUGGGGCAGACAUUCCUUGUAUACUAUUGCACAAAGCUGCAUCUGUUUUUAUUCAAACAUAGGCAUUCUAUACCCCUAAGAUGUGGGACAGCUGCAUAUGGCCAAUGGCAUGUAUCUCUGCCCAUAAAUCCUCCCUUGGUUUUUGCGAGAAUAAAAACAAAGUGAAUCCCUCUGCAACACUUACGUAUCUUCUUCAGGUCUCCUAAUUAACUCUUUAUGAAACCAUUAAUUAUACAUA
Molecule: messenger RNA, 4737 nt
Organism: Xenopus laevis (African clawed frog)
Lineage: Eukaryota; Metazoa; Chordata; Amphibia; Anura; Pipidae
Gene: grik3.S
Product: glutamate receptor, ionotropic, kainate 3 homeolog S
Exons: 16
Coding region: 772-3525 (917 amino acids)
Source: RefSeq, a predicted model, not a curated record